AUGGACCUCGAAUUCCCGGAUGUCAUGGCCGAUGGAUAUGGUUCCCGGGGCCAGUCAAAUUCAAAGCUCCGUGCUCGGUUGUUUCCAGAUAUUUUUGAUGCACGUUUGCGGCUAAAAGAUUUAGAAGAGUUGAUUAUGUCCCUGAAUCAUUUGGCACUACAAGAUGAAGAUGUUGUGGUGCUUAUCCAACUAGUUUUUAUGUUUAAGGAUCUACAUGGACGGGACAUUAAAAUUGGCAUUUCUGUAGCACUAUACAAGCUUGCUGAUAAUAUAGAUGAUUUGAACAGGUUUGCAUGGGGUACGUAUUUCUGGAAAUAUACUUCAUGUAUGAUGCAUGGAAUGUUUGAGAAAAUAUAA
Lactuca saligna is the source of this 357-nucleotide messenger RNA. The record is from the annotation of a GenBank genome assembly. Lineage: Eukaryota; Viridiplantae; Streptophyta; Magnoliopsida; Asterales; Asteraceae.